Magallana angulata is the source of this 3602-nucleotide messenger RNA. RefSeq lists its product as uncharacterized. Gene Ontology annotation, cellular component: nucleoplasm; chromatin. NCBI's taxonomy places the organism in Eukaryota, Metazoa, Mollusca, Bivalvia, Ostreida, Ostreidae. Gene Ontology annotation, biological process: positive regulation of DNA-templated transcription. The transcript is spliced from 2 exons. Gene Ontology annotation, molecular function: zinc ion binding; ubiquitin-protein transferase activity. The coding region runs from base 965 to 2668 and encodes 567 amino acids. The record is from RefSeq and is a predicted model, not a curated record.
GUGGUAUAUUGGAGAAUAAUGUCUGCGGCAUCUCUUUGAUCUCGGCAAUAACUGUAGUAGAAUGACAAUUAUAGUUCGCGUCGUUUGUGAGCUUGUCGAUCCAUUCAACCGAAGCAUUACAACUUCCUCGCCUAAAGCUUCUGCUAUACAUUUAUACUUCCUAUCCCAGGGCGUAAUAUAAUCGUGUGUGUAAAAUUCGAAGUGUCUGUGUUUUCUCCCACUUAUUCAUGCUGGUAUGAUAAGGCAACUCUCAGCGAUCGAUUUCAGAGUAACAAAACAUGGAUGCCGCACAUAUAAUUACAGUAUGGAAUGUGCGUUGAUUUGUUUCUCUUCUCUCAGUCGUAUUUACUACUUCAUUUUGAACGUCUCAAGACAGCGGAAGCAGUGUUGAUUGUACAAGGAAGUUUGCACAGGAGAUUUGUUGACCCUGAACUCAAAACUUCCUGCCGACCGACUUAAUAUGCUAAUUAUAACAUACUGUCCAUUAUUCAUUGAUAGUUAUGAUCAUUGACACUUUUUUUCGUGCACGUUACAGUAAAAAUCACUUAAAGGAAACUCGAAUAUAGCGAUAUAUCAAUUGUUUAUCAUAAAGGAGUUGGGUUUUUCACAUUGAAUGAAUAUUAUUAAAAACACUUUAAUGCACCAUUUAAAUGGAUAAAAAACCUUAAUUCGGAAUGAUUAUAGACUAUGAUAAGUCUCCCGUGAACAGGUGAGAAUACCGUAACAGCGUAACAGCUAACGUUUUGAGAAAACAAUUUUUAAAUUAUUUGAAGAUUGUAAGAAUAUCUCUGCAUGUGACUGUCUAAGGAUCUGUGGUGAAUGAAAAGAUUUGAAGAUUUAUAUCUAAUGGCAAAUCUAACAACGUGUUUUCCAUUGCCUAGAAGUGUUCAAGCUAGCCUGUGAUAAGUGCAUCUAAGUAUUACAGAAUCGAAGCUAUCUUAAGAAUAUGGAUAAUUAAUGCUAAAUGAAUGAUCAAAACAUCAGUAUGGCUCAAGCGGUGAUCACGUGUGAGUUAUGUCAGGACGAGUCUGUUCUUAUGCAUUGUAAUUCCUGCAAAAUCAAACUUUGUAAUGACUGUGUUGGAAAACACGUGACGUCACAACUCUCAAAGCAACAUGACGUAGUGGGCUUUAAAUAUCGGAAAAGUGACGUCAACCUUCCACAAUGUGCUAACCAUCUACAUCAAAAGUGUGAUAUCUAUUGCAAAAACUGUGAUUGUCCUAUUUGUAGCAAGUGUGUGGUUACUCCUGAACACAAACAACACGAAAUGAUCGACAUCAUGGAUGAAUAUCUAACAAAAAGAGAACUUAUUUCUAGAGAAUCCGGUAUACUCGAGAAAUUCCUCAUUCGAGAGUUCGAUAAAGUAGAAAGUACUGUCGGGUUAAAAAUGUCCAAGUUAUCAAAAGAUUACGACAUUCUUGUUGAUUUGUUAUCAAGCGAAUUCGAGAAGAAAGUUCUGGAAUUAAAAUCAAAUCUAAAAGAAAAGAAAGCGGCCUUGCAGAGUUCACAUGAACGUGAUCUGAAAGAGCUUCGGUCUCAGUUGGAAAGCAUUUCGAGAAAAAACCAAGAGGCAAAACAAAUAAAAAAUAAAUACAAGGGAAUGUUGUCCGGAAUGGAUGUUGCAGCAGUACUGUCUUCUCCAUUUGCCGAAAAUCAGUUCCGAGAUGUGCCUGCCUUGGUAGAGAUUUGCGCCCCGAAAUAUUCGCCAUGUUCAGAUUCCAGACUUGUAGACUCCAUUCUCGGUGAACUAGAUUUCUCUAAUCGAUCUACUGCAGUUGAGGGCUAUAAAAUCUCUACCGAAGACCAUUCCUUCACCGGUGCCAAAGUGUUGUUGGAUGAGCCUGUUUUGUUAAGUACAUUUCAGACUGAUUAUGAAAGGGUUCACUCCAUUUUCUGUGUCGGAAACAACGAGGUUUGGGUGGUUGGAAGUGUUUAUGGAACAGUGACAAGAUUCAACAUUCGUGGUACGAAGUUAGAAACGGUUCAGGCUAUUAAAGGGUAUUCCCCAAACGACAUCCACGUAGAUAAGGAUGGCAAUAUUACAUUCUGCGAUAUGGGAGAAAGAAACGUUUCCAUGUGGAGCAAAGGAAAGCGUGAAACAAUUUAUGCUUGGAAAAAGUGGAAACCAACGGCUUUGUGCGUGAACAAACUGGGUCAUAUCCUGGUGUGUUUGAUAACUCAGGACAAGCUGAAUGCUAAGGUGGUCCGCUUGGUAAAAUCCAAACCUAAACAGAAAAUUCAGUUCGACGAUGAAGGAAGAGAACUGUUCCUCAAACCCCAAACGAUAGUAGAAAACAUCAACGAAAAUAUAUGCGUUCUCAAUAUGGGUGCAAAGGGUCUGGUAGUCUUAGACAAGUUGGGAAAAUUUCGAUUUUCCUAUGACGGAAGCCAAGCCAAUUUGCCUUAUUUCUUCAGACCGACGUCUGUCACCUCUGAUUAUCUAGGUCAGCUUUUAAUUACCGACGCCAUGAAUAACUGUGUGCAUAUCUUGGACCAAGAUGGACAGUUCCUUCUUGGAUGUGUCGGUAGAUCUAUGCUGAAUAUUGCUGCUGAUUUAAGUCUGGACGAGAAUGAUAAUCUCUGGGUGGGGGAACUGCAUACAGGAAAGAUUAAAGUAAUCAAAUAUUUGACGUCACGUCAAGAAGUGGAAAGCAUUCCGUCAAAGUGACUGAUGUCAUUUUUAAAACGUUCGGUAUAGACGAAUCAUAUUUUUUAACCGGGUUUUCCAACGGAAAAAUCCGGUUAUUGGAAUGUUUAAAAUGGCGGGCGGGCGGCUGCCAAAAGGAUACCCUCAUUUUACGGAUAACUCCUCCUACAGUUUUCAAGAUAGGAAGUUGUUCUUUUGCAGAUCAAUUGUACAUAUAUCAGAGGUGUGCAUAUUGCUAGGGUUUUGAUUUCUGAUAAUUUAUGAAAAAAAUACCAGCUUUUGAACUUAGUCAUUCUUUGGCAAAAUAUUGCAUAUAGGGUACUCCAUUUCACUGGAUACGAUAGGUAGUGUUUAUCAAUUCAGGGUUGACAUGGAUUAUGGAUACAGUUCACAUAAAAGAAAACCCGGUUUGCUGUCACAUUGACAGCUUUUCACUUGUUUUUAUUGUGGGUCAGAAUGAAAAUUUUUUGUUUUUCAGUGUUAUUUAUGAUGAAUAGAAAAUCUUGAUGCUACGGCCAAUUUUAUGAAUACGUAUAUGUAGUUUUAUAUACUCAAAAUGUGCCAUCAAAUUUAGUUUGUGUGUUAGAUUUUCAAUGCAUGGAACCCAUGAAUCUGCUUUCAUAAUUUUGUUGGAUGAACAUUCUUUAAUCACUUUUUAAAAUGAUAAAUAUACAUACACACUACAUAUGUGCUAAUAAAUAAAAUAAGCUUUGUAGUUGAAUUCUUUCUGGGUUGGUCUGUUCGUUAAUGAGAAUUUUUCAGUCGCGAGGCUAUAAACGGUUAAAGGAUAUGUUGCAAGCUAAGAAAUGUCAAUACCUGGGAAGAAGUUCUCUAAUAGAAGUCACUGCUUUCAUUUUAUAUCCUUAACAUUUAAUUUUCUCCUGAGGUCUAAGGAUGCUCAGUUUCAGGUACUCAUGUUGGACAAAUGUAGAAAUUUAUUAUUUUUAUCUUUUUA